Messenger RNA from Acytostelium subglobosum LB1, 1239 nucleotides. RefSeq lists its product as hypothetical. Gene Ontology annotation, molecular function: protein binding. Gene Ontology annotation, biological process: mRNA export from nucleus. The transcript is spliced from 4 exons. Gene Ontology annotation, cellular component: transcription export complex; THO complex. The record is from RefSeq and is a predicted model, not a curated record. Bases 1 to 1239 code for a protein of 412 amino acids. NCBI's taxonomy places the organism in Eukaryota, Evosea, Eumycetozoa, Acytosteliales, Acytosteliaceae.
AUGGAUACACCUCAAUAUCAACAACAUAAAAGGGAUAUAGAACAACGUGAGACUAUAGUACUGUGUACAGUGUUCUCAGAGUGCGGUGACUACUUGGUUGCCGCCAACAACUUUGGUUACAUCAACAUCUGGUAUCUCAACACUCCUCUAUUACAUGGUGGUAGUGUUAGUAGUAGUAACAGUAGCAAUCAUAUCAAUGGCAAUAACAAACAACAACAACAACAACAGAUGAUGAUGAUAGAUCAUCAAUACGAUGACUACACAUGCUCAUACUCAUUCAAGGCGCACAACACACCUGUCAACUGUCUACUAUUCUAUGACGACAGUCAACUCCUAUCCUCAGAUGAUACAGAGAUACGUGCAUGGGACUGGCAAUUGAUCAAAGAUAUCAUAAAGAGUAAAAGAGAAGACCCAACAGCGAGCGGUGUUAAUAGAACAAUCAAACAUCUUUAUGAUAUACCUUCACCUCAGAAGGUUGGAACGAGAGGUGCAUUGUCUGAACGUAGUGAGAUCAAUGGAAUGGACAGGGAUAGCAAUGGUAAACUGUACAUUGGUUGUGGAAACUCAAACGCCUAUUGUUGGGAUAUAAGGAGCGGUCGCAACGUUGCAUCAUUCGUCGGCCACAAGGACUAUGUACAUCAGGUCAAGUGGAACAGAUCAUACAACACUCUGAUCACAUCAUCAGAGGAUGCCACUGUUAGAAUAUGGGACACCAACACAGCUCAAUGUCAAACAAUCCUUACGCCUCAUCUAAAGAAGUCAAUGGCACCAGACUCCACCUCCACCACCAAUGGCCAUGUCAAUGGUACUAGUACACCAGCAUCUUCAGAACAACAAAGCAAUCAUUGGACGGGUGCUUUGGACUUUGAUGUCACUGGCAACUGGUUGGUAGUUGGUGGCAGCACAUUGACCAUGUGGUACCUUGGCAAACUGAACACCAUGUCUGCCAUGCUCUCAAAUCGUCCAUGUGAAUCAUUCCACUCUGUCAUCUUUGAGAAGGAUAGAGUGAUGGCAUGUGGAAGUGAAAGAAUUGUAAACUAUUAUGGACUGGAUGGUAACUUGUUGAUGAAGGUACCUUCGACCAAUGAUAUACUCUAUACUCUAGCAUAUAAUCCAUUGCAAAGGAACCAAAUAUUGGUAGCAGGUGGUACAUCACCAUUGAUCAACACCUAUAUCAACCAAGAGAACAUUGCAUUUUCUUAUUACUUCAACAACAAUGACAGUAGUAGUAGUAGUUAG